AUGGCGACAACUCUGCACCUCCCACUGCUCCUGCUGUCAGCCUUGGUGGCUUUCUGUGCAGCGAGUGAGAGUUCCAAGCUGAGUGGUAUCUCUCAGAAAACACUGGGUGGCCUGGAGGAUGCUGACAUCCACGAGGAAGGCGUUCGACAGGCUAUAGACUACUCUGUGGGCGUUUACAACCAGGAGAACAACGACCCGCAUUACAGCCGUGCGCGGAGGGUGCUGAGUGCCCGCCAGCAGGUUGUCGCUGGGAUGAAAUACUACUUGGAUUUGGAGAUGGGUCAAACCACCUGCGCUAAGACUCAGUCUGACCUAUCGGAAUGUCCCUUUGAUGAUUCCCAAGAUCAGCAGAGGACCUUCUGCUCCUUCGAGGUCUACAGUGUGCCCUGGCUGCGCCAAAUCUCCGUGAUAGAAUACAGUUGCCACAAUGAGUAA
Molecule: messenger RNA, 435 nt
Organism: Ictidomys tridecemlineatus (thirteen-lined ground squirrel)
Lineage: Eukaryota; Metazoa; Chordata; Mammalia; Rodentia; Sciuridae
Product: cystatin-C
Cellular component (GO): cytoplasm; vesicle
Molecular function (GO): cysteine-type endopeptidase inhibitor activity
Source: RefSeq, a predicted model, not a curated record